AUGGUACUCGAUUGGUUGUCAUCAAAGAUUGGAGGUAACUUUAAUAAUAAUAAUAAUAAUAAACAACAACGAGAACAACAACAAGUAAUAGAGUCAAAUUUGAAUGACCAUCAUGAAACAAUCUAUCAAGAUUCAUCAUUUGCAUCUUCUUCUUAUGAUAAUAUAAUGAAUGAUGGUGAUAGAGGCCAUCCUCAAUCAUCACUACCACCUAUAGCAGCUACGGGGAGACCAAGAGCAACAGAAGUAUUAUCAGUACAAGCAAGACAAAUGUUAGAUACUGCAUUGGAACCAUUCAUUCGAUCAGAGAAUGGGUGUAUUGUCGAUCACAUGGUCAAUCUGUUUGGCAUUGGAGAGGAAACAAAUUGUACUGCCAGUAAACAGAUACGUGAUCGAUUCAGUCAUCCUAUCAAAUACCUCAAGUUUAAAGCAUUUACUAGUGCUUGUGCAAUCACUGAUCUAUCACAAUGGGAUAGACAAUAUGUUAUUCGUUUAGUUCAAUUAUUAAGAGAAUUAAAAUCUCAUUAUCCUUUUGGUAAAAGUUUAUUAUCAUCACUUGAUAAAAGAUAUGAUGAAAAUGGAAUUGAACUAUUAAAUCAAACUGGUUUAUAUGUACCAAAUGAUUAUCUAAUGGAUAUUAUUCAUGAUUUUCCUGAUUUAUUUUUACCAAGUAUAUCAAUUCAUCCAUAUAGAAAAGAUAGUGUUGAUGAAUUAUUAAAAUGGAUAGUACAAGGAGUUAGAUAUGUUAGAUGGAUGCCAGUAUCGAUGGGGAUUGAUCCAAGCUCACCUCUUUGUGAUAAUUUCUAUGAGGCAUUGGUAGAGAAUGAUAUCAUAUUGGCAUUGGACAAGGGUGUUAAAGUGGUUGGUGUUCAUUGUGGUGCCGAGGGAAAAUCUUAUGACUAUGAUGACACUAGUGGUAAAUCUCCACCUCCUCUUAUUCCAAAUUUACAUUUAUUCCUUAGAUUGAUGCACGAACCAAAAUAUGAAAAGUUAUUGAUUGGCGAUAUCGGAGGAGUUGUAGCAUACCAUCGAGUCGAUGCUUUGGUGCCUCUACUCGACCAUCAACACAUACACGACAGACUCAUAUUCUCUAGCGACUAUCCAAUACCAGCUGUCAAUCUAGCAGUCAUUACAACAUUACUGGCCAAUAGAGGUCUCAUUCAUCCAGAUGAAAGAGAUUUGGUCAAUGAAAUCUAUCGUUUCAAUCCCAUUCUCUUUGAUUUUGUUUUAAAAAGAAUUUUAAAAUCUCCUAUCACUGGUAACACCUUUAAACCAUCUGUUUUCAAAGAAAACUCAUUCUUUAGUUUAAACUCAAAGAAUGGUUUAAUGGGUACUCCAAAUAAUACUAGUAGUAGUAAUACAAAUAACAAUAUUACUUUUUCUCCAAAAAUUGAAACUAUUAAUAAUAAUCAAAUAAUUUCAGAAUCAUCAAAUAAUAAUAAUAUUAAUAAUAAUAAUAAUAAUAAUACACCUACAAAAAAUACUAAAAUGAUACCAACAACAUUUAUAUAUCAAGAUGAUAUUGAUAUAUUUUCACAAUCACCUCCAACCAAUAAUAAUAAUCAAUAUGAACAUGAAUUAAAUCAAACAACCAAUUUAAUUGAUGAUUUUUCUUUUUCAACUAGUACCAACACUCCAACCUCAAAUAAUAAUAAUAAUAAUCUUAGAUCAAGUAUGAAUGGAAAUAUUCUUACUUCACCCAUUUUAAUCAAUCACAGUCAUAAUAAUAAUAAUAAUAAUAAUCUUCAUAACCAAUUCCUUACUGAAGAUGAUUUGGAUGAAAUGGAAGAAUAUACUGAUUUUUAG
Messenger RNA from Cavenderia fasciculata, 1803 nucleotides. Its product is annotated as amidohydrolase 2. Bases 1 to 1803 code for a protein of 600 amino acids. NCBI's taxonomy places the organism in Eukaryota, Evosea, Eumycetozoa, Acytosteliales, Cavenderiaceae. The record is from RefSeq and is a predicted model, not a curated record. The transcript is spliced from 4 exons.